Molecule: messenger RNA, 2433 nt
Organism: Colossoma macropomum (tambaqui)
Lineage: Eukaryota; Metazoa; Chordata; Actinopteri; Characiformes; Serrasalmidae
Gene: zbtb44
Product: zinc finger and BTB domain containing 44
Exons: 6
Coding region: 439-2433 (664 amino acids)
Biological process (GO): positive regulation of gene expression; regulation of transcription by RNA polymerase II
Molecular function (GO): protein binding; RNA polymerase II cis-regulatory region sequence-specific DNA binding; DNA-binding transcription factor activity, RNA polymerase II-specific
Source: RefSeq, a predicted model, not a curated record
AAAAAUCACCUUCUAUUGACAGUAAAAGCUUUUGGGGUCAGUCAGGCAAAAUACAGGGGGCAGAUACUGGAGAAAGCACCGCCACACGAACGGCAUGCUGGGACAGAGCAGCUGGCCCAAAACAGUAACAUAUGAUACGGCAAGACUUUUAAUACUUUUAGAAUUUUUGGAUUAUUUUAUCCAGGGAAGGUUCUGGCAUUCAGUCCGAACAAGGAAUAUACGGAGUUAACAGCAUACCGGAAUGUGAAGGUAUCUUUGUAAAGGGAGGAAACUCCUUGUUCAAAUGCCACCUACGAUAUGCUAGCGCUGCCAAAGCUAGCUAGCUCUCGCUAACUCGGACAGCUGGCUAGCUUCAUGUCCGCGUUGUUUUCCACCAAACCUCCGAAUUUAUCCUCCUUCUGAAUAAAUUUGGAAAUCCAUCCUUAGUCAGCAGUGAGGAUGGGAGUAAAGACCUUCACCCACAACUCCCCGAGUCACAGCCAGGAGCUGCUGGACAAGCUCAAUGCCCUGCGUGGUGAAGGCCAUUUCUGUGAUGUCACGAUCCGUGUCCAAGGCCAGCUCUUCUCUGCCCACAAGGUAGUGCUGGCCUGCUGCAGCGACUUCCUGAAGGCCAAGCUUUCAGGUAAGCUCAAUGAGGAAGAGGCUGGGGCUGAGGAUGACAAACCUGUGCUGGACCUUCAUCACGUGACGGUGGCUGGCUUUGCUCCCCUGCUGGAGUACGCCUACACCUCCACGCUUUCCAUCAGCACAGAGAACAUCAUCGAUGUGCUUGCUGCAGCCAGCUACAUGCAGAUGUUUGCGGUGGCCAACACCUGUUCCGAAUUCAUGAAGUCCAGCAUCCUGUGGAAUGCUUCUUCGUCUGCUGGGGCUGCUAGCAGUGCUGCAUCUGCAAGUCUCCAUCGCCCACAGGAGGCCCCAGAAGGUGCUGCAGGCUGCACCCUCGCACCCCUGGAUGCCCUCUCGCCUUCCCCAGUGUCAUCAGAGUGCAGCGUGGCAGAGCGACCGAUCCCUGUGUGCCGUGAGUCACGUCGUAAGCGCAAAGGUUUUGCAAGCCCACAGCCAGCCUCUUCUUCCUCUCCACAAGUCCCCAACCCCUCACCUUCCUCGUCCUCAUUCCCCGAGAGUUCUGCACAGACCCUUGAGCCUUCCCUGGCCUUUUCCUGGACCUACCCCUUCGGCGUGGAUCGCCGCUUCGCAUCUGAGAAGGCCAAGCUACCUGAGGGGCUGCUGGAGUCUGCUGGUGCGUCCGGGCAGGACCCAAGUGGUCGGGCACUAGUGGAGUACCUCUCAUGCGAGGGCCCUCGUGGGAUGGGUGUGGGUGGGACAGCUGUGGUAGAAGAGGAAGAGGAGGAUGUGCAAGUGAAGGUGGAAAGGUUGAGCGAUGAAGAAGUGCAUGAAGAGGCCUCACAGCCAGUCAGCGCCUCCCACAGUUCCCUUAGUGAUCAGCAGACUGUUCCAGGCAGCGAGCAUGCUCAGGAGGAUCUGCUCAUCAGCCCCCAGUCUUCAUCUAUAGGCUCCAUGGAUGAGGGGGUCACUGAGGGUCUUCAGUCCAUCCAGGGCACUCCAAACACCACCGGCCACAUGGAGGAAGACGAAAGGCUGGAAAACGUCCAGUACCCAUACCACUUGUAUAUCAGCCCCUCUGCUCGGCCCGGUCUCAACGGGCCUGAGCGCCCCUUCCAGUGCCCCACAUGUGGGGUCCGCUUCACCCGAAUCCAGAACCUCAAGCAGCAUAUGCUCAUCCACUCCGGCAUUAAGCCAUUCCAGUGCGACCGCUGUGGGAAAAAGUUCACGCGAGCCUACUCCCUAAAGAUGCACCGGCUGAAGCAUGAAGGUAAACGCUGUUUCCGGUGCCAGAUCUGUAGCGCCACAUUCACUUCCUUCGGUGAAUAUAAGCACCAUAUGAGGGUGUCCCGCCACAUCAUCCGCAAGCCUCGGAUUUACGAGUGCAAAACAUGCGGCGCCAUGUUUACCAACUCCGGCAAUUUAAUCGUACACCUGAGGAGUCUCAACCAUGAGGCGUCAGAGCUAGCAAACUACUUCCAGACCAGUGAGUUCCUCCUCCCAGACUACCUGAGCCACAUGCAGGAGGAGGAGGAGAGUCUGGCCCACUUCGAAAUGACCGAGCAGGCCUUUGAAACUGCGGCCAACACCGCCACCUCUUCCUCCUCCUCUUCCUCAGUCCAAACGCCCGUCAUCUCCCAGGUCUCCUCCACAAUGAACUACGACCCCCACCCCCCGGCGCCCCCAGCCCACAACCCGGGCUCCAGAGCGGCACAGGGGGGCGAGGCGGGGGGUGAGGGGACACCUGCGGAGCAACCUAAGAACGCCGUUGCUGUCACCUCUCUACCCGAGCCCGAGGAAGGCGAGAGAGAGAAAGAAGAGGAGGGACGAAAGCAGAAGAAAGCACUUGUGUCCAUUACAAUCGAGUGA